Tachysurus fulvidraco (yellow catfish) is the source of this 1915-nucleotide messenger RNA. RefSeq names its product nuclear receptor subfamily 5, group A, member 5 (gene nr5a5). The transcript has 7 exons. Lineage: Eukaryota; Metazoa; Chordata; Actinopteri; Siluriformes; Bagridae. The record is from RefSeq and is a predicted model, not a curated record. Bases 74 to 1678 code for a protein of 534 amino acids. Gene Ontology annotation, biological process: hormone-mediated signaling pathway; tissue development; regulation of transcription by RNA polymerase II. Gene Ontology annotation, molecular function: nuclear receptor activity; RNA polymerase II cis-regulatory region sequence-specific DNA binding; zinc ion binding. Gene Ontology annotation, cellular component: RNA polymerase II transcription regulator complex.
AAAGUCCUCCAGAAGGCCUCCACACUGCACCAGCUGUUCUGCACUUGUUUCACUUGCCCCUCUCAUCUGGACCAUGAAUAUUUCAGGAUUUCACCCAGAGAGUCCCCAGGCCUCAACCACACACCCUGCAGGAAAUACACAGGACCUGACAAUGCAAGAAGAACCGUCAACCUCUGGUGAAUUGAAGCCUGACCCUGGUAUUCGUGCAGAGCCAAACGAAGCCUGUCCUGUGUGUGGUGACAGAGUGUCCGGGUAUCACUAUGGGCUGCUGACCUGCGAGAGCUGCAAGGGCUUCUUCAAGCGGUCAGUGCAGAAUAACAAACACUACACCUGUGCAGAGAAGCAGAGCUGCCCCAUGGACCCAGCACAGCGAAAGAGAUGCCCUUACUGCCGAUUUCAGAAGUGCCUGGCAGUGGGCAUGAAGAGAGAGGCUGUUCGGGCAGACCGAAUGAGGGGCGGACGAAACAAAUUCGGACCUCUGUACCGACGGGACAGACAGAUGAAACAGCAAAGAGGAGGAUAUCACCAAGAAACCACCAAUACCUACAGGAUCAAACUGGAAGGACCGCAAGCACCUUUACAAGCACACAAGUUCCACCUCCUGCCUGGCGCUUUCACAUCUCCGCUAGGCUCGGACCCCUUUCACCAAUCACAUGCUCUUCCCCCUAGCAUCAGCCAACCAGAGCUCAUGGUUCUGGAUUGCACAUUAAGCAGAGACGGGGCACUGACUGCAUCAUCGUUGCCAUGUCCUGGAAUCUACCACCCCAGUUUCCAUGGUUUCCCUCAGGAGAAAAGAGAGAUGCCUUUCAGCUAUGGCCCUGCUACACUAUGCACCAUAUCCACACCUGUGCUCACUCCCAGCUCCAUCCACACACCGGUGUCAACUCCUACGUCAGACCCAACACUUUCCCUGUCCCUGACCGCAAACCUGACCUCUGACUCGCCCUCAUCCAACACAGGCUUCCUAAAUGAGCUGAUGCAGGGAGAGCCAGAGGAGUCACAGGUCUGUUCACGAGUGGUGGCCAGCCUGAAGAGAGAGCAAGCCUGCCGGGGAAAACAUGACUGCCUCAACACCUUCAGCAUCAUGUGCAAAAUGGCUGACCAGACUCUGUUUGGACUGGUGGAGUGGGCACGCAACUGUGCACUGUUUAAAGAGCUCAAGGUGGAGGAUCAGAUGGUGCUUCUACAAAGCUGCUGGAGUGAGCUGCUGGUUCUGGAUCAUCUGUGUCGUCAGGUGGAUUAUGGGAGAGAAGGUAGCAUCUACCUGGUCACUGGACAACAGAUUGAGGUGUCGACUGUACUCUCGCAGGCGGGGGCGACACUGAGCAGUCUGGUGUCCAGAGCGCAGGAUUUAGUGUCCAAACUCCGGGCUCUUCGUCUGGACAGACAGGAGUUCGUAUGUCUCAAGUAUCUUGUGCUCUUCAACCCAGAUGUGAAGUCGGUGCAGGACUGCAGGCAGGUGGAGCGCACUCAGGAGCGAGUGAACAGAGCGAUGAUGGAGCACACACUGCACACACACCCGGGCCAGUCGGAUAAAUUCGGCCAGCUUCUUCUCCGGCUGCCUGAAGUGCGCAGCAUCAGCCUGCAGGUGGAGGAGUACCUGUAUCAGCGCCACCUGCUUGGUGACCUGCCUUGUAACUCCCUUCUGACCGAGAUGCUGCACGCCAAACACACCUGACCAGACCACAAAGCGCAUCCUGUACACAAGAUUCAAGUCCAUUUUGCACUUUCUUCCCCUAACGAUGUUUGUGAGUGUUUUUUUUUUUGUUUGUUUGUUUUCUGCACCAUCUUCAGUGUUAAGAAGCGCUGCUUUAUCGUCCCUGAUGUCAGGACCAGAUAAAACACACCAUGGAACUCUGACAGUAUUGUUAAACACUCCUGCAGUCAAAAUAAAAGCCCUGUUAGUUCAGUGUCA